UGCCGCCGCCACUUUAGCCCCGUUUGGACUAUUGUGGUUCGAAAUUGACGGGCCCGGUCGAAAUAGACGAAUGAAACCCCAGUCUCUCUAGCCGCUGCCCGUUCAGAUGCAAGGUCGGCCUUGUAUCCCGCCCACUUGGUCACGUCCCAGUCGAAGGCACGGGGCACCUUAGGUUCAUAACAUCUUGUGCGAUCUUCCGUGGUGGGGAAUUGUGACCCUCCGUCCAGGCGUGUUGUUCAUCCCGCUUCUACAAUAUCUUUCCCGUCAGGUGCUACUUGCAUGUACCUUCACCACCGCCAGAAGCUCAAUACUUCGCAUUCACCGAACGCAUUUGCGCCCAAGGUCGACUCCGCCGUCGCGAGCGCUACGAGCAGCAAAGACAUCACCGUCCAUCGUCAUACGAGACAUUUUAUUCCUACUUUCAGCCAUCCCGCCGGAGCGCAAGCUAUUUAACGUCCUGUUUGAAACAAAACUCCCGUCAUUUCCAUCCACCGCGUUUUCCCUACUGCCCCAGCCUCGUUCGCACCUAUAAGGAUACCUGCGAAUACCCUCGCCUAUCCCCCCCCCCCCCCCUUUACGCUGCGGCCCCGAUAAUCACGGAGCCCAUACACCUCUGCUGCUAAUCAGGAUAGAAUCCAUCUCGACCCGGGUAUGAUGGCAGGGUUAUUCCGCAAGGUGUACGACUGGUUGCUCAGAACCUUCUGGGCGACCGAAAUGGAUGUUACGAUGAUAGGCCUGCAGAAUGCAGGGAAGACCUCUCUACUUCGAGUCCUCGCGGGCGGAGAAUUCACGAUCGACUCCAUUCCCACCGUCGGUUUCAAUAUGAAGCGAGUACAACGGGGCCAUGUGACACUCAAAUGUUGGGAUUUGGGCGGUCAACCCCGUUUUCGGCCGAUGUGGGAGAGGUACUGCCGCGGGGUGAAUGCGAUAAUGUUCAUCGUCGACAUCGCGGACCUAGAGUUGCUGCCCAUGGCUAAGGAGGAGCUGCAUUCUCUGAUGUCGCAGCCUAGCCUCGAAGGCAUCCCCUUGCUCGUACUCGGUAACAAAUCCGAUCUCCACAACAAGCUCAGCGUGGACGAACUCAUAGAUGCCCUAGAUCUCAAGAGAAUAGGGCAUCGUGAGGUUUCGUGCUAUGGGAUCAGCGCGAAGGAGGAGACCAACCUGGAUGCGGUGAUUCAAUGGCUCCUGAAGUGGGCCAACAGGUGAACGUAUUACUCCUCGCUCCGCCAAACGUCACACCUUCUGCCUCGUCGUUUGUUCUUCUGCUUCUCGGUCCUUCGGUUUUUUCCAGUCCGCCUUUACCCUUUUCCUUUGGAUGUCUCCCUGCCCACCCCAGGCAGCAAAAGUAUGCUACCGGGGAAUAUGAUCGUGGCCCCCGCGACAAUUCCGACAGCAUUUUCACGACGUUAAUGACAACACGAGACGUAAAAGAACGGUUCGAUCUCUGGCCGGCGACGACCUAAUAUAUAAAUCAUCUCUCGCGAGCUUUCCUUUGGAGGUGGGCUGUAUCGACAGCGUGCCUUCGACAUGUCGGAUUUCAUCUUCCCAUAUAUUUUCUUUUGACGUGCCUCGUCUACUCGACCUAGGCUCUGCAUAGUUCAUGGGGACCGAGUCUCGACGGGUGGGGGAAUUCGAAUCGCUAGAAGGGUCGGGAUAAUAUCCGGCACGUGCUUUUUCUCUUUCCUUGGCUGUAUUCUCACGACUUUUUUCAAGGAGCCCCGGGACUUUGGCGACGAACACUGUCGGGUGUUCAGAUACGCGAGCACAGCGGGCAAGGGAGCAUCGGUGUAGCUAGGCGCAUCUUAUGACCUAAUCGAUUAUGACUGACGAUUUUUUACGAUCCCACGCACCACGUAUAGCAGUUACAUAUGCGUGGAACUAGGUCGCGACGC
Durotheca rogersii is the source of this 1892-nucleotide messenger RNA. RefSeq names its product P-loop containing nucleoside triphosphate hydrolase protein. The coding region runs from base 652 to 1206 and encodes 184 amino acids. Gene Ontology annotation, biological process: protein transport. The record is from RefSeq and is a predicted model, not a curated record. Gene Ontology annotation, molecular function: GTPase activity; GTP binding. The transcript is spliced from 4 exons. Lineage: Eukaryota; Fungi; Ascomycota; Sordariomycetes; Xylariales; Xylariaceae. Gene Ontology annotation, cellular component: lysosomal membrane.